AUGGCAACUUUCAACCUCACCCCCUCUAACCCUUCAACAUUCAGCCUAUCGGGGAUCCUUGGCUUGGAAGCUGUCCACAUCUGGAUUUCCAUUCCUGUCUCUAUGUCCUACAUUAUCAGCCUGUUGGGAAAUGCCAUGCUUCUGUUUAUCGUAGGCAAGGAACAGACACUGCACAAGCCAAUGUACCUGCUGAUCUGCAUGCUGGCGCUCACAGACAUCGCCACAUGUACCUUGGUUGUGCCAAAGGCACUGUGUAUAUUUUGGUUCAAUUUCAAAAAUAUUACAGUGGCUUGGUGUCUCACCCAGAUGUUCUUCCUUCACACAGUUUCUUUUACGCAGUCAGCCAUCCUCGUGACAAUGGCCUUCGAUCGCUACGUUGCCAUAUGUAACCCUCUGAGAUACACCACCAUCCUCACCAACGCACGAGUCGCUACGUUAGGGCUUGUAGGUUUGAUACGGUCUGCUCUCUUCAUCCUGCCUCUGCCCCUGAUCUUGAGUAGGUUGCCAUUCUGUGCCAACCGCAUUAUCCACCAAACGCACUGCGAGCACAUGGCUGUGGCAAAGAUAUCCUGUGGGGACAUCACAGUCAGCAGGAUGUACAGCUUGGUUAUAGCAUUUGUAGUCAGCGGGAUAGACCUGAUGCUCAUUGCCAUCUCCUAUGGUCUGAUCAUCAGGGCCAUCCUAAAAAUGUCCUCAAAGAAAUCCCACCAGAAAGCCCUCAACACCUGCACAGCCCACAUCUGUGUGAUGCUGACAACUUAUAGUCCUGGCCUCUUCACCAGCCUGACACACCGGUUUGGUCAGGGUAUAGAGCCCCAUGUUCACAUUAUCUUGUCCAACCUCUAUCUCCUCAUCCCCCCCAUGCUCAAUCCUAUAAUUUAUGGGGUCAAAACCAAAGAGCUUCGUGACAAAGUGGUGAAAUACACCAGCAGAAUGUGCUUUUCGGACCACUGA
Molecule: messenger RNA, 954 nt
Organism: Mauremys reevesii (Reeves's turtle)
Lineage: Eukaryota; Metazoa; Chordata; Testudines; Geoemydidae
Product: olfactory receptor 52N4-like
Exons: 1
Coding region: 1-954 (317 amino acids)
Biological process (GO): G protein-coupled receptor signaling pathway
Cellular component (GO): membrane
Molecular function (GO): olfactory receptor activity; G protein-coupled receptor activity
Source: RefSeq, a predicted model, not a curated record